AUGGUCACACUGGCGGUCGCAGCACGCGGCGCCUCUGGCCCAGACGCUGUCCUCGAGCUCGCCGAUGGCACGACCUACUCUGGCAUCAACUUCGGUGCCGCGAAAAGCAUAGCCGGCGAAUGCGUAUUCCAGACAGGAAUGAGGAUCAAGGCCGAACUUGACUCUCUACCAGCAGAGUUUGAGUCGAGCCGAAUUCAUGUCGCCGGCCUUGUUGUCGCGGCCUACUCCGAGGAAUAUAGCCAUUUCUUGGCUCAGUCGUCUCUUGGCGCCUGGCUCAAGGAGAACAAUGUUCCCGCCAUCUACGGCGUCGAUACUAGGGCUCUUACUAAACGUAUUCGAGACAAGGGAUCUAUGCUCGGUCGAAUUACGAUUGGGAACCAAGAAGUCCCGUUUUCGGACCCGAAUGUUCAAAAUCUCGUUGCUCAAGUGUCUAUCAAGAAACCUCAGCUCUAUACCCCUUCGUCCGUUUCAAAAGCCCAGUCCAGGCAACACCCAUCUGGUCGUCCCCUUCGCGUGGUCGCGUUCGAUGUCGGAAUGAAAUAUAAUCAAAUCCGGUGUUUCACGUCACGUGGGGUAGAGCUGCUCGUCGUGCCUUGGGACUAUGAUCUUGCUUCUCACCCUGCCGAUAGUUAUGACGGCGUAUUCAUCUCCAAUGGUCCGGGCGAUCCAUCACUUCUCACCCCAACCAUUACCCAAAUCAGUCGCCUGAUUAGCCUUCCGGCUUCGGCCGCGAAGCCCGUUUUCGGUAUUUGCUUGGGCCACCAGCUUCUCGCUCUUGCGGCCGGCGCUACAACCUCCAAGAUGAAGUACGGAAAUCGCGGCCACAACAUUCCUUGCAGCGAUACCCGCUCUGGACGAUGCUACAUCACUUCUCAAAACCAUGGUUUCCAAGUUGAAGCCAAAUCUCUGCCCCAAGGAUGGCACGAACUGUUUGUCAACGCCAACGAUGGCAGCAACGAGGGUAUCUACUGCUCAAACAUGCCAUUCUUCUCGGUCCAAUUCCAUCCGGAGAGUACCCCUGGCCCUCGCGACACCGAAUUCCUCUUCGAUGUAUUCAUAGAGAAUAUCGCAUCGUGCGCAGAGACUUCCUCCCUUGUUCCGAUUCAACUCCCGGGAAGUGGUCCAGUCAACCAACCCGCUGUUCCACCCCCGAUCGACCGAAUUCCGGUCAAGAAGGUUUUGGUCCUCGGCUCGGGAGGUCUUUCGAUCGGCCAGGCCGGCGAGUUUGAUUAUUCGGGUUCGCAAGCCAUCAAGGCGCUCAAAGAGGAGGGCAUCUACACGGUCCUCGUCAACCCGAACAUCGCUACGAUCGCAACAUCAAAGGGUCUCGCCGACAAGGUGUACUUCCUGCCAGUCACUCCCGAGUUCGUUAGGAAAAUCAUCAAAUACGAACGUCCAGAUGGUAUCUACGUUACGUUUGGAGGUCAAACCGCGUUGAGCGUUGGUAUCGCCCUCAAAGACGAAUUCGAGUCCCUCGGAUGCCGUGUCUUGGGAACUCCCAUCGAGACCAUCAUCAUGACCGAGGAUCGCCAGCUAUUCGCCGACGCGAUGGCUGAAAUAGGAGAAAAGUGUGCUCAGUCGGCUUCGGCUGCGACCAUCGACGAAGCUCGUGCUGCUGCCAAGACGAUCGGGUUCCCGGUUAUCGUUCGUGCAGCCUAUGCCCUCGGCGGUCUCGGAAGUGGGUUUGCCCAAAACCAAGAGCAGCUGGACGCUCUGUGCGCCAAGGCGUUUGCGACGAGUCCGCAAGUUCUAGUCGAGAAAAGUAUGAAGGGAUGGAAGGAGAUUGAAUACGAAGUCGUAAGGGAUUGUCGUGACAAUUGCAUCACGGUCUGUAACAUGGAGAACUUCGAUCCCCUCGGUAUUCAUACCGGAGAUUCUAUCGUCAUUGCUCCUUCGCAAACCCUUUCCGAUCAAGAUUAUAACAUGCUUCGUACAACUGCGAUCAAUGUUAUCCGGCACCUCGGUGUAGUUGGAGAAUGCAAUAUCCAAUAUGCUUUGAACCCGACGUCGAAGGAAUACUGCAUCAUUGAGGUCAAUGCUCGUCUUUCUCGAUCCUCAGCCCUCGCAUCAAAAGCAACAGGCUAUCCUCUCGCAUUCAUCGCCGCCAAACUUGGUUUACACAUUCCCCUCAACGCAAUCUCCAACUCGGUAACACGCUCGACAACAGCCUGCUUCGAGCCCUCGUUAGACUAUGUCGUCGUUAAGAUUCCGCGAUGGGACUUGAAGAAGUUUAGCCGUGUCAGCAAAUUGCUGAGCUCGAGCAUGAAGAGUGUCGGAGAAGUCAUGAGCGUGGCGAGGACCUUUGAAGAAGCGAUUCAAAAAGCCAUUCGAGCGAUCGACGAUAGUUUUGUCGGAUUUGCACCGAAUGGAUUCGUGGACGAUAUUGAUGAAGAGCUCGUGAAUCCGACCGAUAAGCGUAUCUUUGCUAUUGCGGAUGCCUUCCAGCGCGGAUACUCUGUGGAGAAAAUUUGGGAAAUGUCGAACAUUGAUCGAUGGUUUUUGACAAAGUUGAAAGGAAUCUGGGAGAUGGAGCAAGACGUCGUCAAAGGGGGCCUCGCUGGACUCACCUCUCUAAAGCUCCGCAACGCCAAGCAGUACGGGUUCUCUGACCGACACCUCGCAUCAUGCCUUCAAUCGACCGAAAUUGCGAUCCGCCGCUUGAGACAGGAAUACGCCGUCUAUCCGUUUGUGAAGCAAAUCGACACCGUCGCUGCCGAGUUCCCCGCAUACACCAACUACCUGUACAUGACUUACAACGCCGUCGAGCACGACGUCCAGUUCGAUGAUCACGGAGUGAUGGUUCUCGGAUCGGGUGUCUAUCGUAUUGGCUCAUCAGUCGAAUUCGAUUGGUGUGCAGUUCGGGCUAUUCGUACCCUUCGUGACCAGGGAAUCAAGACGAUCAUGGUCAACUACAAUCCCGAAACAGUCAGUACGGACUACGACGAGGCCGAUAGACUGUACUUUGAAAAUAUCUCCCUCGAGACGAUCAUGGAUAUUUAUGAUGCCGAAACGUCCAGCGGAGUUAUCCUGUCCAUGGGUGGUCAAACUCCGAACAAUAUUGCACUCCCACUCCACCGCCAGAACGUCAAGAUCUACGGAACCUCGCCUGAAAUGAUUGAUACUGCUGAAAAUCGGUACAAAUUCUCCCGUUUGCUCGAUACGAUCGGAGUCGACCAACCGCAGUGGAAAGAGCUAACGAGCUUCGACGAGGCGUUCAAGUUUUGCGAAAAGGUCAAAUACCCCGUGCUUGUCCGCCCAUCAUAUGUUCUUUCGGGAGCUGCUAUGAACGUUGUAUCGAGCCCCGAUGAUUUGGCGUCCUACUUGACUCAGGCAACCGCCGUAUCCCGCGACCAUCCCGUCGUCAUUUCCAAGUACAUUGAAGAAGCAAAGGAAAUCGAGAUGGACGCAGUCGCUCGCGAUGGUAAACUCGUCAUGCACUACAUCUCGGAGCACAUUGAAAACGCCGGUGUCCACUCUGGAGACGCAACUCUCGUCCUUCCUCCUCAGGAUCUUGACCCAGAAACCAUCCGUAAAAUCGAAGACGCCACUUCCAAGAUUGGGAAUGCUCUCAAUGUUACUGGGCCAUUCAAUAUCCAGUUCAUCGCCAAGAAUAACGAGAUCAAAGUCAUCGAAUGUAACCUCCGCGCAGCGCGUUCGUUCCCGUUCGUGAGCAAGGUUUCUGGCGUUGAUGCGAUUGAGCUUGCGACUCGAGUCAUGAUGGGUCUGCCGGUUGAGCCCUACCCGCCCAUGUCCUUGCCCGAGAACUACGUUGGCGUCAAGGUUCCACAAUUCAGUUUCAGUCGUCUUUCUGGUGCCGAUCCGGUUCUCGGUGUGGAAAUGGCCUCGACUGGUGAAGUAGCUUGCUUCGGAAAAGACAAGUACGAGGCGUACCUCAAGGCUUUAAUCUCGACCGGUAUUCAGCCCCCAAAGAAAAAUAUUCUGUUAUCUAUCGGAGGUUACAAGGAGAAGCUCGAGAUGUUGCCGUCGGUCCAGAAACUUCAUCAAGCGGGAUAUCGCCUCUUUGCGACAGCAGGAACAGCCGACUUUUUCGUCGAGCACAAUGUGCCUUGCAAGUACUUGGAAGCCUUGGGAGAAGACGAUCUCAAAGACGCUCAAAAGUCGGAGUAUUCGCUCACCCAGCAUCUCGCCAACAAUUUGAUCGACAUGUACAUCAAUCUUCCGUCCAAAAACAAGUACCGUCGCCCAGCUAGUUACAGCAGUAAAGGCUAUCGCACGCGUCGUAUGGCAGUUGACUUCGCUAUCCCUCUCAUCACCAACGUCAAAUGCGCCAAGUUGCUCGUCGAAGCGCUCGUCAGGCGUAUGCCCCUCGAUGUCUCAAAUGUAGACUACAAGACUUCACAUACGACACAUACAUUCCCAGGACUGGUUAAUAUACAAGCCUUCGUCCCUAGCCUCACAGAAAAUAACUCGACGGCAUUCUCAGAGGUCACAAAGGCUUCAAUUUGCGGAGGAUUCACGACCGUACAGGUUAUUGCCCAUGGCGCGCAGCCUGGGUCAGGGAUCACAGACACAAAUAAACUGGAUGUCGCCCAGUCGAACGCUGUCGGCGCCGCCCAUUGCCACUAUGCACUAUGUGCCAUGGCCGCUGGAGCUAAUACCAAAUCACUUGACGAGGACAUUCAGGCCGAGACCAAGGCGCUCUUUAUUCCAUUCCGAGGACCCGAAGGAGGGGUGAACGACAUUGGCUCGGUGGCUGCUCACUUUGCAUCUUGGCCAAACGAGAAACCCGUUAUCACAGAUGCCGCAACGACCGAUUUGGCGAGCGUCUUGUUAUUGGCUAGCUUGCAUGGUCGAAGCGUGCAUGUCACGAAUGUCAUGACUCGGGGAGAUAUCAACUUGAUAGUAUUGAGCAAGGCCAAGUCCCUCAAAGUUACUUGCGACGUCUCGGUAUAUGCGCUAUUUUUCUCUCAAGACACCUAUCCUGGAGCGACCUGCCUUCCCAACGCGGAUGAUCAAAAGGCACUUUGGGAGAAUAUAAAGCACGUCGAUGUGUUUUCGAUUGGCACGACACCGUACUUGCUAGCUACUCAACUGGGCAAGACCGUCUCUCCCAAGUCUGGAAUUUACGAGACCCUGCCACUCCUGCUAUCUGCCGUCGCCCAAGGCAAACUAUCACUGGAUGAUAUUAGCAAAAAAUUGCACGACAACCCGAUCAGCAUUUUUGGUCUUGCCGAACAGGUGCACACUCAAGUCGAAGUUGUCGUCGACCGCAAAGCCCAACUCCCGCCUGCAGAAUACUGGUCGCCGCUAGAAGGAACUGCAAUCACCGGAUUUGUUCAUCGUGUCGUGGUUCACGGGAGCACUGUAUUCCUCGAUGGGAUCGCCUCUUCGACUGCAAUGGGUCGCGACUUGUCCUCGGCGACUUCAGUACCCCGGACAGCACAGGACCGCGCAUUGCGUGCCUCGUUUGUCGGCCCACGCCGGCCUUCGGUCAGUGCGACAGAGGGACUCCAGACUGCUCCACUCGUCCCGUAUGCGCCUGCCACUGCUUCAGGGUUAGCUCCUCAGGGAAUGUCGAUUUUGCCAAGCACGCUCCGCCAACAUGCUACACCCAGCCUGGGCACUCUCGCACCUCACCCAGCAUUCCACCGCCGCCACAUUCUAUCCGUCCGCCAAUUCACACAUGACGAUCUUCACUACCUCUUCAACCUUGCUGGGGAGAUGCGCCUCCAUGUCGAACGAUCCGGAACGCUCGACCUUCUCCGUGGCCGAGUGUUGUGUACAUUAUUCUACGAACCGUCGACCCGUACUUCGGCGAGCUUCGAAGCGGCUAUGAAGCGACUUGGUGGAGAUGUGGUAGCUGUGACUGCUGAUUCUUCGUCUGUGGCCAAGGGAGAAAGUCUAGCUGAUACAGUCCGCACGUUGGGAUGCUAUGGCGAUGCUGUGGUGCUCAGGCAUCCAGCUGUGGGAAGCGUUCAGACUGCGGCCAAGUUUUCGCCCGUACCAGUGCUAAAUGCUGGAGAUGGAGUAGGAGAACACCCCACACAGGCACUGCUAGAUAUUUACACCAUCCGAUCCGAGCUUGGAACUGUCAACGGGCGAACAAUUACUCUCCUUGGGGACCUCAAAAAUGGACGCACGGUUCACAGCCUCGUGAACCUCUUGUGCUUCUACAGCGUUCAACUUAACUUUGUGUCUCCGCCUUCCUUAGCGAUGCCCGAAUCUGUCACUGCUGCCGCUCGACGUGCUGGUGUGACCGUGCGGGAGUACAAUUCUUUGGACGAGGUUUUGGGGGAUACGGAUGUGUUGUACGUGACUCGGGUUCAGAGAGAACGCUUCGAGAGCGACGAGGCGUAUGAAAGCGUGAAAAACGCAUAUGUCAUCAAUCAGGCUGUGCUCGCUCGGGCCAAGGAGGAUAUGAUCGUCAUGCAUCCUUUGCCUCGUCUACAAGAAAUUGACCCAGACGUGGACUUUGAUUCUCGCCGUGCGGUAUACUUCCGGCAGAUGCGUUAUGGGUUGUUCAUCAGGAUGGCUCUCCUCGCAAGCAUCCUUGCAUAA
Messenger RNA from Rhizoctonia solani, 6519 nucleotides. RefSeq names its product carbamoyl-phosphate synthase. NCBI's taxonomy places the organism in Eukaryota, Fungi, Basidiomycota, Agaricomycetes, Cantharellales, Ceratobasidiaceae. The transcript has 9 exons. Gene Ontology annotation, cellular component: carbamoyl-phosphate synthase complex; cytoplasm. Gene Ontology annotation, molecular function: aspartate carbamoyltransferase activity; metal ion binding; amino acid binding. Gene Ontology annotation, biological process: L-arginine biosynthetic process; 'de novo' pyrimidine nucleobase biosynthetic process; L-glutamine metabolic process. The record is from RefSeq and is a predicted model, not a curated record. Bases 1 to 6519 code for a protein of 2172 amino acids.